Molecule: messenger RNA, 2458 nt
Organism: Papaver somniferum (opium poppy)
Lineage: Eukaryota; Viridiplantae; Streptophyta; Magnoliopsida; Ranunculales; Papaveraceae
Exons: 9
Coding region: 915-1724 (269 amino acids)
Biological process (GO): developmental process involved in reproduction
Source: RefSeq, a predicted model, not a curated record
CACAAAAAGAAAAGAAAAACUUAGCCCUAAGCCGAAACCCCAUUCAAACAUUCGUUCAAUCUUCCGAAUCCCGCCUAAAAAACUCACCAGAAAUCUUUCUUCCUGGGGCGAAGCAUCAGGGUGCUCUGAAACUCUAAGCAAUUCUUUAUUGGGCCGACUGCCCGGAGGGCCGGAAAGGAGGGAGCCCUUUCAUGAUUAAGUUCAGAAUUUUACAUUCGAGAAGAAAUUGAGGAUUUUCUCGAUUUGGAGUUUGAUUAAACCUAAUCUUCAAUCUUCUUCGACUUCAAUCCAAUCUCUGUUCAAAGUUACUCAAUUUUUAACAUUGAUUUCUUUCCAAGGAUAUAUUCCUUGAUUAAACGUACCAGCACCAUCACCACCUCCACAACCAAAAGUAGCUCUGCCAGCACCAUCAUCAAAUACAAUAAUUCAUCUCUACCCUAAUCAUUACUCAUCACUUACCAACACCAUAACCAGGGUACAGAAUUGCAGCUUGGAUUGGCAGUUGAAAGCAUUAAAGCUACUUUGUCAGUGAAGAGGAGGCUGGCAUGUGAACAGCUAGCUUAUUAUGCUCAGGUGUGUCUUAGUAUCUACAUACAUUGACGACCCUUCGUGCGUUUUAUGUCAGUUUGAGGCUGUUGUGUCUAUAUUUGGCUAGAAUUUGGUGGAAGUGCAAUAGAGGAAGCAAAAGGCAGGGAUUCGAAGUAGCAGCAGGAAAGAAAAGAUCCGAUUCUGGACUAUAUACUAUUUGGUAAAUGUCAUUCUGAUGUCACUAGAAGUGGUGUUUCGUUUUUCUUCGGUCUUCCCUCCCCACCGUGGCUGUGGUGUUCUAGUAUCCUAACCCCAUAGUAUAGGUGAAUUUUAGGUUGUUUUCUUUAUUCGUUGGAUUCACUUGUUCUGCUAAUUUCUCAAGGAAAAUGGAGAAUCUUUACUCCAAACUCUACGAUAAGUACAACAAACUAAAGACAAGAAAGGAUUCUGAAAUCGAUCGUUAUAAUCAUGACCAAGAAGUUAAAUUCACUGGUUACAUGGCUGCUGUUGAGGAGUUGGUAAAUUGCCUGAGAAGUGAAAAUGAUAGGCUUGUUACUAAGAAUCAAGACUUAAGGAAUGAAUUAGCUUCAGUUAGAGCCGAUAGAUCUGACAAGGAAGAAUUAUGCGUCCAGUACGAAAAGCUUUUAACUGAAGAAGCCAGAAAGGGAAAAGAGCUUUCUGAAGAGGUAGAGAAGCUACGCAAUCUGCAGCAAGAAGGGCUCUCCUGCAGUGCCAGGGGUCGGUACAAUGAAAAUGGGCAAAUGGAAUCCCCUAGAGGUACUUAUCUUGAGUCAAUACAUCUAUCCAGCGUCAACAAUAGGAAAAGGCUUUCUACAGAUGAAGAUACAGACUCAGACAGCAGAGGGAAGCUUCCUGUGGUAAUAGAAACAGAAAGAGAUUCACAUAGGGGCUUACGUUCUGACAAUGAUCAAAGCAUUCAGAAGGAAAGUUGCUGCGGGAAAAUCAUCAGUUCAGGGGGUUCAAUCAAUGCAAAUUGCGUGUUUCACACCCUAUUGGAAUUUCUAAUUGGCAUGAAAUUUGAAUUUGUUACUAGAAGAGAUUUUUCUCAAUCACGUGGUUCGUCAGACCAGGUUAUGUUUUAUGUUUCUCUGCUAUGCAAGAUGUAUAUUACAAGUAAAUGCAAAUACACUAUGACCGUCAGUGUAGAUAUACACAAAGCUACUGAUAAUUGGUAAGUAGUCUGCUAAGGUUGCAGGAAGCUAAUGCGAGUCUGUUCUUAUCCUAUUCACAUGCUGGUGUAGUACCAAAUGGCUCCAGUGUCUACACCACCUAAUAGGAUGAUGCUUCUUUUUUACAUCACAUCUUCUCAAUAAAUCUAUGAUUCACGAUUUAGUUCUUUUCUAGUACUAAUUUCAUGCUUAUAUUACAUUUUCUCUAUAGAAACAAUGAUUCUCGAUUUGGUUCUCUUCUUGUACUAACAUGCUUACAUUAUCCUUUAAGCCAAAUUGACAUCUCAGUGUUGUGAUCAUAGUGUAUCUUUUGUUAGUUGCAACUUUGUUUUCAGUUGUAUCAAGGAAAUAAUUAGUGUAAGGGAGAAUCUAGAGCAACCACGGAAGAGUGGUUUUAACAGCUUCCAGGUUGUCAUAUGGGAUUCCGAACACCCCUUUGGGAGGAUGGAUACCAGAAGAUAAUAGCCUGGAUCAAAAGCGGUUCUGCUAAACCACAUUAUUUUUUUGAUUGACCUAGCCCUCGUUAUACAACAUAUAUCUGUGUUAUAUCUCCUUUCUUUCUGGUGGACUUUUUUUGAUAUACACUUCUGUGGAUUGCAGGGUAUUCAUUCACUUUAACGUGGCUUACUAAAGCAUCUGAGAAUGAACCUCUGGAGCUACUGUACCAUGUGCUAUCUUUAGGGACUUUUGAAAGGAUUGCACCAGAGUGGAUGAGGGAGGACUUAAUUUUUAGCUCAAGU